This is a messenger RNA of Spodoptera exigua (beet armyworm), 1524 nucleotides long. The record is from the annotation of a GenBank genome assembly. NCBI's taxonomy places the organism in Eukaryota, Metazoa, Arthropoda, Insecta, Lepidoptera, Noctuidae.
AAAUAAUGGUGUGCGAAUUGAAUUUUAUGACUUGUUUUUAUAGUUACUGCAGAACAAUACAUAUUUAUUUGCUGUGUUAGCUUUAAGAAAUAUUAAAUUACAAGUGCCUGCAAACUUGGUGCGACCAGUGUCUUAUAACAGCAAAAUGAGUGCAGAUAAAUUGAGUUUUAUGUUAGAAAGUGGUCUUGAUUUAAGGGAGGUUGUAACUACAGGAUCAAUUCUACAUAUCAACCAAGAAUUUGACGAUGACGAUUUAAAAGCGGAAGAAAACAACGAUGAUUUGACACCACAAGUUGAUGUUCUUGGCAAGCCAGUGCCAAAUUUUGCUACAUUCUCGGAAAAAUUGGAGGCCAUCAAAGAAACUGAAUAUGUCAAAAAGAAAAUAAUUAUUGAAGGAGGUGGUCUACCUCUACAUGAAGGUUGUACUGUGUCUAUUGCCUACUCUGGUUAUUGGGAAAACCAACAAGAGCCAUUUGACGUGGUUCCUUUAAAAAAACCAAUGGAAGUUGAUUUAAAUGACAAUGGUCUACUACCUGGCUUACAGUUUGCAUUAAAAACUAUGCUGGUUGGAGAAACAUCAGUUUUUUUAUGCUCAUACAAAGUAAUGUAUGGAGAGAUGGGAGUUCCGCCUAGAAUCAAACCUAAGGCAGACUGUGUAUUCUAUAUCAAACUAAUUAAAAGCACUUUAACUCCAAAACAAGGCAAGAUUAACUUCUCCGAAUCAAAUAUGUUUGAAAGGGUCAAUCAUGAAGUUAAAUUGUUAAUAGUCUCAGGAACUUCAUUAUUUAAAACAAAUAAUUACUAUGCAGCCAUUCAACUGUUUAAAAGGGCAGUCAAUAUGCUACAUCGUUGCCGACUUGCAGACGAGAAGGAAGAAGCAGUCCAAGAAAAAUUGCUAAAAAAGUUGUAUAUUAACCUGGUUGUAUGUUACAAUAAGGUCAAAAAACCUCUACUUGCAUGCACUGCCUGUAACGAAUUGAAUAGACUCGGCAGCUUAUGGAACAAUCCGAAAGUGCUGUUUCAAAAUGCCAAAUCUCUCAGAAUGAUUAAAAGUUAUGCCGAAGCACAGGUAAGACUUAAAAAGGCAAUGAAAUUGCAACCAGGAAAUGAUGAAAUGAAAGCAGAAUAUGCCUUGCUAAUGAAACAGUGGCAGGAUAGUGAGGAAGCCAGAAAAUGUAUUGAAGUUAUCCAACCGCCUGCAACAAUCACUGAUGAAUUUAAAAAAGAAGUAGAUGAUCUCAUUCGUAAUUUCAAAAGUAACGAUGAAGAAGAUACGCUAACAAUACCUUCAUGCUUCAAUUCAGAUGAGAUUGCUUAUUUCAAAGAAGUUUGCAUUAGAGAAAAUCUUUUUUUCAAUAAACGUCUUAGUACUGAAACCACCCAUCACGAAAAUGCUGAAACUAGUGAAGCAUGCUCAGAGUCAAGUGAUUAUGUGUUGCAAAAAUCAGAAACAAGAUAAUAUACCUUUUUUAUAUUUUGUUAGAUUAAGCAAAAGAACGACAAUUAUAUUAUUUUCUAUAUUUA